Messenger RNA from Triticum turgidum subsp. durum (durum wheat), 1065 nucleotides. The record is from the annotation of a GenBank genome assembly. NCBI's taxonomy places the organism in Eukaryota, Viridiplantae, Streptophyta, Magnoliopsida, Poales, Poaceae.
AUGGUGGGGAUCACGGUGCCCAUCUUCAUGGACAACAUCCCACUGGUGAAAUGCGCUAAUGCGGCGGCGGGGGCGGUGCCGACUGUCGACCUGUCGGCGCCGGGCGCGGCGGCGGCCGUGGAGCAGGCAUGCCGCAGCGUGGGCUUCUUCAGGGCGAUCAAUCACGACGUGCCGAUCGCGCUCACAGACGCGCUGGAGGCCGGCGCCGCGGCCUUCUUCGCGCUGCCCCACAAGAGCAAGCUGGAGGCGUCGGCGAGCCCCUUGGGCUACGGCAGCAAGAGCAUCGGCCGCAACGGCGACGUGGGCUGGCUCGAGUACAUCCUUCUCUCCGUCGGGUCCGGCUCCGUCGCCGCCGCCUCCCUGCCGCCGUCGCUCCGGGCGGCGCUGGAGGAGUACACGGACGCGGUGCGCGAGGUGGGAGCGCGUGUGCUGGAGCUCAUGGCGGAGGGGCUGGGGCUCGCGGAGGAGAACCGCGACGUGCUGCGGCGGGUGGUGGCGUCGGACGAGGCUGACAAGAUGGUGCGCGUGAACCACUACCCGCCGUGCCCGUGCCCCCUGGCGGCAGGGCAGCGCGGCGUGACGGGGUUCGGGGAGCACACGGACCCGCAGGUCAUCUCCCUUCUCCGGUCCAACCGCACCGGGGGCCUCCAGAUCAUGCUCCCGGACGGCCGCUGGGUCUCCGUGGCCCCCGACCCGGAUUCCCUAUUCGUCAACGUUGGCGACUCCCUGCAGGUGCUGACCAACGGGCGGUUCCAGAGCGUCAAGCACCGGGUGGUGGCGCCGGCGGAGGGGGAGCAGUCGCGGCUGUCGGUGAUCUACUUCGGUGGGCCGGCACCGACGCAGCGGAUCGCGCCGCUGCCGGAGCUGAUGCGGGAAGGGGAGCUGAGCCUCUACAGGGACUUCACCUGGGCCGAGUACAAGAAGGCCGCCUACAAGUCCCGCCUCAGCGACCACCGCCUCGGCCCCUUCGAGCUCUUCCCCGCCGCCGCCCAAGACUGCUGCAGCAACGCCGUCCAGCCGCCGGUGCCGGCGCCGGCGCCACCUCACGUGGCACGAGUGCACUAG